Morus notabilis is the source of this 6688-nucleotide messenger RNA. RefSeq names its product TATA-binding protein-associated factor BTAF1. NCBI's taxonomy places the organism in Eukaryota, Viridiplantae, Streptophyta, Magnoliopsida, Rosales, Moraceae. Gene Ontology annotation, molecular function: DNA binding; ATP-dependent chromatin remodeler activity; ATP hydrolysis activity. The record is from RefSeq and is a predicted model, not a curated record. The transcript has 29 exons. Bases 261 to 6386 code for a protein of 2041 amino acids.
GUAGCCAAAGUCUGUGAACAGGGAAAGAAGAAAACGAAGAAGAAGCAUUAUAGAAAGCUCUCUCUCAAGGCGAAAACCUAGCGUUUCGUUUCGUUCGAAGGCAUUGUGUAAAAAUCAAUCUUCGCUUCUCCGGGCUUAACAGGAUUUUCAAGAAGAAGAAGAAGAGGCUUAACAGGAUUUUCAAGAUUUUCAAGAAGAAGCUAUAGAGAAGGUUUCAACUUUCAGGUUUUUGUUGAAUAAAAGCGGUGGGAUGACCGAUUAUGGCACAACAAUCCUCUCGUCUUCACCGUCUCCUCACUCUCUUGGACACUGGUUCGUCCCAGUCGACGAGGUUCACGGCUGCUCGGCAGAUUGGGGAAAUCGCUAAAUUGCAUCCGCAGGAUUUGACCUCUCUAUUGAAGAAGGUUUUGCAGUAUCUUUGUAGCAAAAACUGGGAUACACGGGUAGCUGCGGCUCGUGCAAUCGGGGCUAUAGCAGAGAAUGUUAAGCACAUGUCUUUGACUGAACUUCUUUCUUCUUUCCAAUCGAAAUUGUCAGAGUUUGGAAUAUCUGAAGAUUUGCUCGCAUUGCCUGAUUUUCAUUCUAAUGUUGCGGGCGUAUCUUUUAGAAGCUUUAAUAUUAACAAAGUGCUGGAGUUUGGUGCUCUGUUGGCAUCUGGAGGACAAGAGUACGAUGUUGCGAAUGAUAACACGAAGAACCCAAGGGAGAGGUUGGCUCGUCAAAAACAAAAUCUUCGACGGCGUUUAGGGUUGGAUGUAUGUGAGCAGUUUAUGGAUGUAAAUGAUAUGAUAAGAGAUGAAGACCUCAUUAUGCAUAACUCCCAUGGGAAUGGGAUAAAUCAAAGAGUUUAUGUACAACAUAAUAUUCAACGGCUAGUUGCAGAUAUGGUUCCGAGUGUAAUGUCAAGAAGGCCGAGUCCUAGAGAAAGGAAUCUUUUAAAACGAAAAGCUAAAAUAAGUUCAAAAGACCAAAUGAAAGGUUGGUGUGAGGAUGGGGAUUCAAGAGUACCAGGUGUACAAAAUUUGGCACUGCUAAAGGGUUCGUCUGCCGAGCCAUUAGGGUCUAAUAAGGCAUCUGUGGAUGUUAAUGAUGAUGAAGACAACUUUGAACAUGACAGAGAUGGGUGGUGGCCUUUCCAUAGUUUUGUUGAGCAACUACUUAUUGAUAUGUUUGAUCCUGUUUGGGAGGUGCGACAUGGUAGUGUGAUGGCACUAAGAGAAAUUUUAACAUAUCAAGGUGCUUCUGCUGGGGUAUUUAUGCCUGACAUGAGUUUGGAUGGCUCACCAUUUGUCCAAUUAGAAGAUGAAUUAACAUCACAUACAAUGAAGAGAGAGAGAGAAAUAGAUUUGAAUGUUCAAGGUUCAAUCGAUGAGACUGAACCAAACCUGAAAAGGCCAAAGUUUGAGGACGUGUCAUCUCCAUUGAUGUAUACAACGAUCUUUCCUAGUAAGGAUUCUAAAUCUGACACUAGCAUAAAGGUUGAAGAUGUUAGGUGGGAUUUGGUUUCUGAGCCAAUCAGUGAGUGUUCAAACGUUGGUUCCAUUAAGGCGGAGCCAGAUUCUUACAUUGAUACUACAUUGUAUCCAAGUACAGAAGUAGCUGAAACAACUACCCUCAAGGAUUCCUCCAGCAUGAAGGAAACAGAUGUGAUGAAAAGUCUUUCUGAAAAUGGUGAAAUGAUGAACUGGAUUAAAUUGGCCAGGCAUUCUUGGCUUAAGAAUUGCCAAUUUCUUCAAGAUUGUGCAAUUCGUUUCCUGUGUGUUUUGUCACUAGACCGUUUUGGAGAUUAUGUAUCUGAUCAGGUUGUUGCCCCUGUACGGGAAACCUGUGCACAGGCAUUAAGUGUUGUGUUCAAGUACAUGCACUCCACCUUAGUUCAUGAAACAUUGAAUAUCUUGCUGGAGAUGCAGUUUAGACCAGAAUGGGAAAUUCGCCAUGGAAGCCUGUUAGGUAUCAAGUAUUUGGUAGCUGUGCGGCAGGAGAUGCUUCAUGAGUUGCUUGGACGUGUUCUCCCUGCAUGUAAAGCUGGGCUUGAGGACCCUGAUGAUGAUGUUCGAGCAGUAGCUGCUGAUGCUUUGAUACCAACAGCAGCUGCUAUUGUUCGUAUUCGCGGUCAAAUGUUAAAUUCCAUAGUGAUGUUACUUUGGGACAUACUACUUGAUUUGGACGAUUUAAGUCCAUCCACCAGCAGUGUGAUGAAUUUGUUGGCAGAAAUCUAUUCCCAGGAGGAAAUGAUUCCUAAGAUGUUGGGGACAUCGAAAGAUAGCCAAGAGUUUGACUUAAAUGAGCUUGGUCGUAUUGAUGAUACUGGAGUAGUGAAUUCACAGGAAAAUCCUUUCAUGUUAUCAACAUUGGCACCACGUCUAUGGCCAUUUAUGAGGCAUAGCAUCACAUCAGUCCGUUAUUCAGCUAUUCGCACUUUGGAGCGGCUGCUUGAAGCUGGAUACAAAAGAAAUGUUUCUGAGCCUUCUGGUUCUUCGUUUUGGCCUUCAUUUAUAUUGGGUGAUACACUUAGAAUUGUCUUUCAGAAUUUGCUGCUGGAUUCAAAUGAGGAAAUUUUGCAAUGUUCCGAGAGGGUUUGGAGUCUUCUCGUUCAGUCCCCAAAGGAGGACCUGGUAAAUGUUGCGAGGUCGUAUAUGUCGUCUUGGAUAGAGCUUGCAAGUACUCCAUAUGGCUCUGUUUUAGAUCCUACAAAAAUGUUUUUGCCUGUUGCUAUUCCCCGAAAGAGUCAUUUUAGAGCAGCGGCAAAGAGAAGAGCUGCUAAUCUCGAAAAUGAGUCGUAUAGGAACAUGGGAUUGGAAGUGACAAAUGGUGCUAUUCCACUAGAGAAAGUUGUAGAUGCUUCCAGCAAUCCAGUUAAGAUAAUUGUUGGUGCUGAUUCAGAAAUGUCAGUCACGCGUACUCGGGUGCUCACAGCAACGGCAUUAGGAAUUUUUGCAUGUAAGUUGGAAGAAGGGUCUAUGCAACAUGUAGUUGAUCCACUAACAAAUGCACUUACCUCUUUAUCUGGUGUCCAGCGGCAGGUGGCAUCUAUGAUUCUUAUCUCUUGGUUCAAAGAGAUAAAAAGCAGGGCUGGUUGUGAAAAUCAGGGAACUUUGCCUGGUUUUCCCAAUCAUCUAAAAAAUUGGCUGUUGGACUUAUUAGCAUGUGCUGACCCUACAUUCCCUACAAAAGAUUCACCUCUUCCGUAUUCCGAGCUUUCAAGAACAUAUUCUAAGAUGCGUGGUGAGGCUAGUCAGUUAUCACAUGCUAUUCAUUCAUCGGGUAUGUUUGAUAACUUCCUGGCAACUACUAAAUUUGACUUGGAAAGCUUGAGUCCGGAUGAUGCAAUAAAUCUUGCAUCAAAAGUUCCUGCCUUAUGCAAUGACAAUACUGGAGAUGAUUCUCUUGGAAAUCUUGAUGACAUUGAAUCAGUAAAACAACGACUUCUGACGACUUCAGGAUAUUUAAAAUGUGUUCAGAGUAAUCUGCAUAUUUCAGUGUCUGCCCUAGUUGCUGCGGCGGUUGUUUGGGUGUCAGCACUUCCUGCACGACUUAAUCCAGUUAUUUUGCCUCUUAUGGCUUCAAUAAGAAGAGAGCAGGAGGAGAAACUACAAGAGAAGGCUGCUGAAGCACUUGCAGAGCUUAUUUCUUAUUGUAUUUCCCGCAAGCCGAGUCCGAAUGAUAAGUUAAUUAAGAAUGUUUGUAGUUUAACUUGCAUGGAUCCUUGCGAGACACCACAAGCUGCAAUUAUCGGUUCCAUGGGGGUUAUUGAUGAUCAAGAUCUCUACUCCUUUGGCACUUCCGCUAGUAAGCAGAAAUCAAAAGUUCAGGUGCUGGCUGGUGGUACUGAAGACCGAUCCAAGGUUGAAGGGUUCAUUAGUAGACGAGGGUCUGAGCUUGCAUUGAGGCAUCUGUGUGAGAAGUUUGGUGCUUCAUUAUUUGAUAAGGUUCCUAAACUAUGGGAUUGCCUCACAGAAGUUCUUAAGCCUAUCAGUACUGAGUCUUUGAUUCCAGAUGAGAAGCAAAUUACACAAACUAUUGACUCUGUUCUGGAUCCGCAAAUAUUAAUAAAUAAUAUCCAGGUGGUACGUUCCAUUGCUCCUAUGCUAAAUGAGGCACUUAAGCCUAAACUUCUCACUCUUCUCCCAUGCCUUUUCUAUUGCAUUCGCCAUUCCCACAUAGCUGUUAGACUAGCUUCUUCUCGGUGCAUCACUUCGAUGGCCCAGUCAAUGGCAGUACAUGCAAUGGGAGCUAUAAUUGAAAAUGCUAUUCAGAUGUUAGGAGAUAAUUCAUCCGUUAGUGCAAGACAAGGUGCUGGCAUGCUGAUUAGUUUGCUUGUUCAGGGCUUGGGUGGAGAGCUGGUUCCGUAUGCUCCUUUGCUAGUUGUUCCUCUUCUAAGGUGUAUGAGUGAUUGUGAUCAAUCUGUAAGAAAAAGUGUAACACAUAGUUUUGCUGCCCUUGUACCUCUUCUUCCACUGGCACGAGGCCUUCCCCCACCUGUUGGACUUAGUGAAGGUUUCUCUAGGAGUGCAGAGGAUGCGCAGUUUCUUGAGCAACUACUUGACAACUCCAAUAUUGACGAUUACAAACUCUGCACUGAGUUGAAGGUGACAUUGAGGAGGUACCAACAAGAAGGUAUAAAUUGGUUGGCUUUCUUGAAACGAUUCAAGCUUCAUGGAAUAUUAUGUGAUGACAUGGGGCUUGGUAAAACACUUCAAGCAUCAGCUAUUGUGGCUUCUGAUGUAGUAGAGCAUUGUACUUCAAAUAGCAGUGAAGGUCUUUCAUCAUCUUUAAUUAUUUGCCCAUCAACCCUUGUUGGACACUGGGCAUUUGAGAUAGAGAAGUAUAUCGAUGUUUCAAUAAUAUCUUCUCUGCAAUAUGUUGGUUCUGCUCAAGACCGCAUUUCUCUUAGAGAACAUUUUGAUAAGCAUAAUGUAAUCAUAACCUCAUAUGAUGUUGUUCGUAAAGACAUUGAUUAUCUCGGAAAGAUUCUCUGGAAUUAUUGUAUCUUAGACGAAGGGCAUAUCAUCAAGAACGCAAAAUCUAAAAUCACACACGCAGUGAAGCAAUUGAAAGCUCAGCACCGCUUGAUACUGAGUGGAACGCCCAUCCAGAAUAACGUUAUGGAUUUGUGGUCCCUUUUUGAUUUUCUAAUGCCGGGGUUUCUUGGAACUGAGAGACAGUUCCAAGCCACUUAUGGAAAACCAUUGCUAGCAUCCAGAGAUCCUAAAUGUUCCGCAAAGGAUGCUGAAGCAGGGGCACUUGCUAUGGAAGCACUGCACAAGCAGGUCAUGCCUUUCCUUCUUCGUAGAACGAAGGAUGAAGUCUUGUCUGAUCUGCCAGAGAAAAUCAUUCAGGAUAGAUAUUGCGACCUGAGCCCUGUACAAUUAAAACUGUACGAUCAAUUUUCUGGUUCACAUGUGAGACAAGAAAUUUCUAGUAUGGUAAAAGGGUCAGGAGACACGGGACAAGGAAGCAGUGUUUCAACUAAAGCAUCUUCACAUGUUUUCCAGGCACUUCAGUAUUUGCUAAAACUUUGUAGUCACCCGUUGCUUGUCCUUGGAGAAAAGAUUCCAGAUUCAAUUUCAUGCCUUUUCUCCGACCAACCUCCUAGUUCUGAUAUAAUCUCAGAGUUGCAUAAAACUUGCCACUCUCCCAAACUCGUCGCACUUCAGGAGAUUCUGGAAGAGUGUGGAAUAGGUGUUGAUGCAUCUAGUCCUGAAGCUGCUGCGAGUUUUGGGCAGCAUAGAGUGUUGAUAUUUGCUCAGCAUAAAGCCUUUCUGGACAUCAUUGAAAGAGACUUGUUUCAGACCCAUAUGAAAAGCAGCGUAACAUAUCUGCGAUUGGAUGGAUCAGUUGCAACAGAAAAACGUUUUGAAAUUGUUAAAGCUUUCAAUUCAGACCCUACUAUAGAUGCCUUGUUGCUCACGACACAUGUUGGUGGCCUUGGGUUGAACCUGACAUCUGCUGACACGCUCAUUUUUAUGGAGCAUGACUGGAACCCAAUGCGAGAUCAUCAGGCAAUGGAUAGAGCACACAGGUUGGGUCAGAAAAAAGUUGUCAACGUCCAUCGCCUAAUAAUGCGCGGCACUCUGGAAGAGAAAGUUAUGAGCUUGCAGAGGUUUAAACUCUCAGUAGCUAAUGCAGUCAUUAAUGCAGAAAAUGCUAGUAUGAAAACAAUGAAUACAGACCAGUUGCUUGAUCUCUUUGCAUCAGCAGAGACAUCUAGAAAGGGAACUUCUGUAUCGAAGCAAUCAGAUAUCAGAUUCGAUGGAGAUGUGAAAUUACCGGGCAACAAGAAGGGGUUAAAAGCCAUUCUUGGUGGGCUGGAGGAGCUCUGGGAUCAGACGCAGUACACCGAAGAAUACAACUUAAACCAAUUCUUGUCAAAGCUAAGUGGCUGAAGCGUGAAUUCCACUUUGUACAGAGUGUAUAUUUCGGAGCAAGUCGGGCCGCAAAUUUUGACAUUCAACCAGCCCAUCUCUUCCCAAAAUUAUUUAUUUUUAAUUUAUUUAUUUUUGUCCUCCUACAUGCUUUAAUUUUUGCAGGGGGGUUAGGGAAGAAGAAUGGUUUAGUGGUUGUGGCAGGAGUGAUCAUGGUGCGAGGGAUAAAUUAGUAAUUGUAGACCACACAAGGUUUUGGGGAAGGGAUGAGAAUUGUAAAUUUUCGGAUAUUGUAAAUACAAGCUUCUCUUUUUUCGUAUAAA